This is a messenger RNA of Babesia ovata, 1839 nucleotides long. RefSeq names its product ATPase AAA type domain containing protein. Gene Ontology annotation, cellular component: nucleus. Gene Ontology annotation, biological process: ribosome biogenesis. The coding region runs from base 1 to 1839 and encodes 612 amino acids. Gene Ontology annotation, molecular function: ATP binding; ATP hydrolysis activity; RNA binding. The record is from RefSeq and is a predicted model, not a curated record. NCBI's taxonomy places the organism in Eukaryota, Apicomplexa, Aconoidasida, Piroplasmida, Babesiidae. The transcript is spliced from 7 exons.
AUGGCGGAUUCCUAUCGUCAACCGACCUCCGGUGACCGUAAUGGCACGGAUGGUGUUACUAAGCGUGCGAAGAAGUCGAAGAAGAUCGAUGCGGAUGAGGAGGGUUUGGAGUCACGCAUGCUGUUCAUACCGGAAAGGAACCUCACGGCCCGUUUGGAUCACGUGGGAGGAAUCGAAUCGAUUCGUGCAGAUAUAAACGAUCUGGUGGUGCGACCGCUCAAGUUUCCUCACGUUUACCGUUUCUUGGGAGUUCAGCCUACCAAGGGCAUCCUGUUGCACGGACCACCUGGAUCUGGCAAGUCCAAGCUUGCCGAAGCUAUCGCAGGAGAGGCUGGCUGUGCGUUCUUCCGAGUUGCCGCCACGGAGCUGGUGACUGGCAUGUCCGGGGAGUCGGAGAGUCGGUUGCGCGACUUGUUUGAGCAGGCUAAACGUGCCGCCCCGAGUAUCAUCUUCAUAGACGAAAUCGACGCCGUGACACCGAAACGAGAGAACAGUUCGCGAGAGUUGGAGAAACGCAUCGUAGCCCAGCUGGGCAUAUGCAUGGACUCUCUGGCCGACCACUUCGUCAUCGUUAUUGGUGCCACUAACCGCCAGGAGUGUCUCGAUCCUAUGAUUCGACGUAACGGUCGAUUUGAUCGUGAGAUUAGCAUGGGUAUCCCGGAUACCGAUGCACGCUUCAGCAUUUUGCGAGCGGUUUCUAUGGGGAUGCGUCUGGGUGACGAUGUCGACUUCGAUGAGAUAGCGGCAAUGACUCCAGGCUUCGUUGGAGCCGAUCUCCAGGCUGUAACGCGUGAAGCUGCAGCAUGUGCAAUCACGCGUAUAUUCGCGGAGAGAGGACAAAUAGUAGGCGAGAUUGAUCCGGAUUCGGCCGAAAUGGAAUCCGCUUUCGUUACGCAGCAGGACUUCAGGGCGGCAGUUGGCCGCGUCCAGCCCAGCGCACAACGUGAAGGUUUCGCCACAAUCCCCGACGUGACAUGGGACAAUGUGGGCGCGUUGUCGCAUCUGCGGAAGGAGAUGGAGGACCACAUUGUGUUUCCCAUUACCUUCAAAAACCUCUAUCGCACUUUUGGGGUGGCAGUGCCCGCCGGAAUUUUGCUAUACGGGCCGCCAGGUUGUGGAAAGACGCUGCUGGCGAAGGCAGUGGCCAACGGCAGCAAGGCUAAUUUCAUAUCAGUGAAAGGUCCCGAACUUUUGAACAAAUACGUGGGCGAGAGCGAACGUGCUGUACGCCUUAUAUUUCAGCGCGCCGCUGUGAGCGCACCGUGUGUUGUAUUCUUCGACGAGGUGGACUCGCUGUGUCCAGUGCGCAACAGCGAGUCCAACCAGACCACUGAGCGCGUGGUCAAUCAGCUGUUGACGGAGAUGGACGGCAUCCAGAAUCGGCGUGAGGUAUACGUAUUGGCCGCGACAAACAGACCGGACAUCAUCGACCCAGCGAUGCUGCGACCUGGUCGUCUGGAGCGCCAGAUGUAUGUGCCCUUGCCUGAUGCACCCGGGCGUGUGGACAUUCUGCAGAAGCUCACGGCGGGAAUUCCCGUUUCUGCGGAUGUGGACUUUCAAGCUCUAUCAUUGCAAACUAACGGGUACAGUGGCGCUGACCUGGCGUGUUUGGUGCGCGAAGCCGGUAUAGCGGCAGUCGAGAAGUAUCGGGCAGAGUUCAUGAAUGCGAGCGCUGGAGGAGUGUCCAUGCGCUCAGUUGCAGCGCCAAGCGGUGCCUGCGUCACCGCGCACGACUUUGCCGUGGCGCUGUCCAAGGUGACACCCUCAGUGACUCAGCAGCAGAUCGACUUCUAUGAGCGCUUCCGCCACAGGCAAUUCGCCGGUCAGACAUUAAAUUAA